AUUGCUGUAUUGGAUUCUUCAUUAAAUGAUUUAUAUCAUAAAAUUAUUAUGAGAUAUUGAGAUGUCUGUGAAAAACCCCGUUGAUGAAGAAGUUAAAAGGGCCUCGAUAGCCCAAAUAGUCACGACUUGUGUGAUAGGAGCCAUAAUAAGGUGCUGUCUCAGUUUUUCGAAAUACCAGUCCAUCAUCGCGAAUCAUGUGGAGAUUUCGACCCCCCUGAACUCAUGGAAGAGGGUCUCGGAAGGCCUAUAUUUAUUAUCCAACAAUAUAAACCCAUACAGUGGUGACCUGCUUCAUGAGACACCUUUUUCACUGUACAUUUACAGGAAUGUGUUGAGACUCUUCCAAGGCAGGAUUGAGUACAUGUUUGCAACAGUGGACGUUCUUACUGGAAUGAUCUUGUUUUUUUCCGCAAAGAAGUACGUUGAGGAAUCAUACAAGGAGGAGAUAGUAAAUAGACAUCAAUAUGCCAAAGAUGUAUCAUCAUAUCUUCUAAAGCCUGACAAAAUAUUUUUAUCCCCUUAUUAUGUUUUACUGGCAUAUCUGUUCAAUCCGUUCACAGUUUUGAGCUGUGUAGGCUACUCAACAACAGUGUUUCAUAAUUUCUUUCUUUCUGCUAUGUUAUUCUCAAUGGUACAUGGAAUAGCAGUAAUUUGUGGUAUAUUCCUUGCCAUAUGUGCUUCCAUAUCAUUUUAUCCAUUUGUCCUCAUUGUACCAGGGUUUUUGUACUUUAAAAAUGUGCAUAGGAGUGUAGUGAAAGCUCUUGUGAGUUUGAAAACGUUUUUAGCAGUUUCAGUGUUGAUUGUUGUGAUGUGUACAAAUUAUGGCAAAGAUUUUAGUUACUUAAGUAAUGUGUAUGGUUGCAUUCUGACUGUGCCUGAUUUGCAGCCAAAUACAGGACUGUUCUGGUAUUUUUUCACUGAAAUGUUUGAUCACUUCAGAGAACUAUUUAUUUUUGCUUUUCAAAUCAAUGCAUCAGUAUUGUAUCUAAUUCCUUUAUCUAUCAAAUUUAGAAAACAACCAUUCCUACUGACUGUUGCCAUUCUCACAAUAAUAUCAAUAUUUAAAUCAUAUCCUAGUAUUGGUGAUGUGGGCUUUAUACUAAGUUUACUGCCUUGUUUCAGGCACUUAUUCAGAUGUAGUCAACAGGGAUUUUUAGUGGGAGUAAUAAUGCUGAUUUCUACUUCUCUAGCACCUAUUUUGUGGUACUUGUGGAUAUAUUGUAAUUCUGCAAAUGCAAAUUUUUAUUUUGGUGUUACCUUAGCAUUUGCAAUUGCUCAGAUUUUCUUGCUAACUGAUAUAUUGUUUGCACAAGUGAAACGAGAAUUUGUAUUGAAGAAUGGAACUGAAAAAAAAGUUGAUGGUGAAGAGAGCCUAUUGUAUUUAGAAUAGCUUUGUUAUUAAAUUUGUCUC
Molecule: messenger RNA, 1411 nt
Organism: Phaedon cochleariae (mustard beetle)
Lineage: Eukaryota; Metazoa; Arthropoda; Insecta; Coleoptera; Chrysomelidae
Source: the annotation of a GenBank genome assembly